Molecule: messenger RNA, 1431 nt
Organism: Zingiber officinale
Lineage: Eukaryota; Viridiplantae; Streptophyta; Magnoliopsida; Zingiberales; Zingiberaceae
Product: UDP-glycosyltransferase 92A1-like
Exons: 1
Coding region: 1-1431 (476 amino acids)
Molecular function (GO): UDP-glycosyltransferase activity
Source: RefSeq, a predicted model, not a curated record
AUGGCUUCGACCAAGGACUGUGCUUGUGCUGGUGCUGGUGCUGGUGUCGUUGUGUUGUUCCCACUCAUGGCUCAUGGUCAUAUGAAUCCUUGCCUCUAUCUAGCACGCCUUCUCUCCACACGAUAUCCUUCCCUUUCCUUCAUCCUCCUCACCACCAGCGGCAACUUACCUCACCUCUCCCGCUGCCAGCUCCCCCUGAACAUCCGAGCCGUCGGCCUCCCCUUCCACCCCGCUGAUCACGACCUCCCCCCUGACGCAGACACCACCUUCGCCCUCCCUCAGAACCUCGUCACCCGCUUCAACCACGCCGUCCAGGACUCCCUCCCCACCCCCUUCCGCGACUACCUCGCCACCCUCCUCGCCGCCGACUCUCCCCUGCUCUGCCUCAUCGCCGACAUGUUUCUCGCCUGGACUGCUCCCAUUGCAGAGGAGCUCGGCGUCUUCCAUGCCACCUUCUACUCCUCCGGUCCAUACGCCAUGUCCAUAUAUAAUUCCAUAUGGAUCAACCUCCCCCACGCUGAUGGCCGCGACGGCGACGGAGACGAGAUCGCCGUCCCAGGAGUGCCCGGCGUCACUGUGCUCCGCCGCCAGUUGGCGCCCAACAUGCGCGCCGCUGAGUCGAUGCCGGACCACCCCAACUGCCGGUUCGUGCGCCGUCAGGCGGAGUGCUACCGCCAUUCUCGCGCCUUUCUGUGGAACACUGCGGAGGCCAUCGAGAAACCCUUCCUCGACUUGUGGGCCAAGUCGAACGGGAAACCGGUCUUCGCUGUGGGUCCUCUGUUCGCCGCCGCCGGGGGUCGAGGCACGGUCGUGGACAACAGAGACGUCGCUGCGGAGUGUCUCGCGUGGCUCGACCGCCACUCUCCCCGGUCAGUGGUGUACGUAUCGUUUGGAUCGCAGAACUGGCUGACACCGGAAGAGGCGGCUGAGUUGGCGGCCGCGUUGGAAAGGAAGGCUAGGCCGUUUCUUUGGGCUGCACCAGCGGUGAACCAAGCCCCGCCACAUGCGGCGAGGAGACAGGGGAUUAGUAUGGUGGCGCGCGGGUGGGUCCCACAGACGGCGAUCCUGGGGCACCCAGCUGUGGGAGCGUUCGUGAGCCACGGUGGCUGGAACUCGACUCUGGAGAGCCUCGGGUUCGGGGUUCCCGUGGUGUUCCGGCCGAUAGGAGCGGAGCAGUUCUGCAACGAGAAACUUGUCGUCGAAGUGCUUGGGGCGGGGGCGGCGACCGCGGGGAGAGCUGCGGAGACAGCUGAGGUGCUGGAGGAAGUGAUGGGGGACGGGGAACGGGGCAGAGAGGUGAGGCGCAGGAGCAAGGAGAUCGCGGCAGCACUAGCGGCGGCCGUAGCGGAUGGGAAUGACGGUGGUGAUGGCGUCGGCGAGUCGCUGCGUGCGUUGGAUGAGUUCAUGAGCUUGGUCAGCGGUCGACGUUGA